GACACAUCCGUGAUCAUGGAUAAUGAGCACAGACAUGUAUUCUGCUCUGUGAGGGGAGAUAGAGUCGUUACACAGGCUAGAUAUCAUGCUGAAAGCACACAAUGUGAUCAUAAUCACCCCGGAUAAACCAAGCUUCCUGUUAGGCGCUAGAAGGAUGAUGGUGAGGAUGUGGACGUCCCUGACGGUGUCCUCAAUUGUAGCAGUCUUAUGUAUGGUGCAGCCAUCGGCAGGUGACGUCGAAGGCAUUUAUCCUUGUGACAGCCAGAUCUACUGCCGGGGCCAACUGCUGGACAAGGUGCAGAUGGCACGGAUCUACAGAGACUCCAAGACAUUCGUGGACAUGAACUUGAAGGAGGACCCAGUAACAGUGUUGCGAGCCUUCAAUACUACGCUGGCAAACGCUCCGUCCAACAACUCCCAGAUCCAGGCUUUCGUAGAUCAAUACUUCGAAGGUCCGGGGACAGAGUUCGAGGAGUGGACACCCGGAGACUAUGUCGAAAACCCGGCCUUUCUGGCGGAUGUUAAAGACAACAACUUGAAGCAGUUCGGCAAGUCCCUGUGUGGGAUUUGGGAACAGCUGGGCAGGAAGAUAAAGAACGACGUCAGGGACAACCAGGAACGUUACUCCCUGCUGUACGUGGAGAACCCCUUCAUCAUCCCCGGCGGUCGCUUCAGGGAGACUUACUACUGGGACUCGCUGUGGGUGGUGCACGGACUUCUCCGUUGUGAGAUGACUCAGACAGUCAGUGGCAUGCUGGAGAACUUCUUCUUCAUCAUUGACAGAUACAGUUUUGUCCCCAACGGUUUCCGGGUGUACUACCAGAAGCGGUCCCAGCCGCCUGUCCUGGCGUGGAUGGUAGAGAGCUACUAUGAUGUGAGUAAGGAUAGGGACGCCCUGGUUCGAUCCCUAGGUCCCUUGGAGAGGGAAUACCAGUUCUGGAUGACCAAUAGGAGCGUGGAGGUUCAAGUGAACGGCCAGACUCACACCUUGAACCUGUAUAACACCGUCACCAACACUCCCAGACCAGAGUCUUACGCCGAGGACGUGGAAACAGCAGGGGAGACAACUGAAGAGCAAGCGUCCGGCAUCUACACGAACCUAGCUUCAGCAGCUGAGAGUGGCUGGGAUUUUAGUAGCCGCUGGUUCUCGCGUGAAGACGAGACUAACAUGAGGCUUAACACUACUGUUAUCACAGACAUUAUUCCUGUAGACCUCAACAGCAUCCUUUGCAGGAAUGAGAGACUCCUGGCGCGCUUCUAUAACAUUACAGGAAACAGUGUAAAAUCCAGGUACUACUCUGAAAGAUAUGAACGGCGGAAAGAUGCUAUAAAAGAAGUGUUGUGGAAUCAGAAAAAAGGCGUCUGGCAGGAUUACUACAUUCCUGACCAAUCUCUGAGAGACUACUUUUUCCCGUCCAAUGUAUUUCCUAUGUAUGCUGGUUGCUAUGGCAACACCGAUGCAGAGCGCGAGAUGAUGGAGGAGAAGGUCGUGAGUUACCUACAGGCACAAAACGUACUACAAUACGAAGGCGGUGUUCCCACCUCUCUAUCAAACACCGGCCAACAGUGGGAUCUGCCCAAUGCGUGGCCGCCAUUACAACACGUCAUUAUUACAUCAUUAGCUGAAGGCAGACGCAAGCAAUCAAAAGCUUUGGCUAUAGAACUCGCCCAGCGCUGGGUUUACACAAACUGGCUUGGCUGGAAAAAUACCCGACACAUGUUUGAGAAGUACGAUGUGGACAACGUCGGGAGACGCGGAGGAGGAGGAGAAUACGACAGUCAGACCGGGUUUGGUUGGACAAAUGGAGUCGUGUUGGACUUACUCAGUCGCCAUGGAGACAUCUUGACAACAGACACGUCGACGUCUGAAGCUCCAGCAACUAUGCCGUCCAUGUUUAUUUGUGUUUACCUGUUUGUCAACGCAAUGCUAGCCGUGGUCUUUCACCGUUGAGUAAUCCUGGUCUGUGGCCAGUAGCAGUAUAACCAGAGUAUUGAUAAUCAGUGAUCAUGUAUGGAUUUAUAUCCACUCCUGAAUAGAUGCAUACACUACCCAGGCAGCUUGAACCUCCUCACCCGAAUGAGUGAGUUUGGUUUAUCGCUGCCCUUGCUGGAUCCCAGUGUGUCAAAUUGAUGAUGAAGGGUUGGAGGUUUGGACGUGUGUAUAUUGAUGUUGAAGGGUUGGAGGUUUGGACGUGUGUAGAUUGAUGUUGAAGGGUUGGAGGUUUGGACGUGUGUAGAUUGAUGAUGAAGGGUUGGAGGUUUGGACGUGUGUAGAUUGAUGUUGAAGGGUUGGAGGUCUGGACGUGUGUAGAUUGAUGUUGAAGGGUUGGAGGUUUGGACGUGUGUAGAUUGAUGUUGAAGGGUUGGAGGUUUGGACGUGUGUAGAUUGAUGUUGAAGGGUUGGAGGUUUGGACGUGUGUAGAUUGAUGUUGAAGGGUUGGAGGUUUGGACGUGUGUAGAUUGAUGUUGAAGGGUUGGAGGUUUGGACGUGUGUAGAUUGAUGUUGAAGGGUUGGAGGUUUGGACGUGUGUAGAUUGAUGUUGAAGGGUUGGAGGUUUGGACGUGUGUAGAUUGAUGUUGAAGGUUUGGAGGUUUGGACGUGUGU
Haliotis rubra (blacklip abalone) is the source of this 2605-nucleotide messenger RNA. Its product is annotated as trehalase-like. The record is from RefSeq and is a predicted model, not a curated record. Gene Ontology annotation, molecular function: alpha,alpha-trehalase activity. The coding region runs from base 86 to 1951 and encodes 621 amino acids. Lineage: Eukaryota; Metazoa; Mollusca; Gastropoda; Lepetellida; Haliotidae. The transcript has 15 exons. Gene Ontology annotation, biological process: trehalose catabolic process.